AUGAAGAGUUUUCUGGUGUAAUUAGAAAAAGUCUUGAAAUCAUUAAGAAAGUUUGAAUACUUUGAUCCGAGUAAGUGGAUUAUUCAAUUACCAACAUAAAUAUAACUUUCAAAAGGAGUUAAAAGUAAAAUUUUAAUAAAUUUAGAUAAUAAACUUUAUAGAUGGAGAGAUACAAUAGGAUUUACUCUCUUUAAUGAUAUCUAUCUAUGUCAUUAUUAAAAUUGA
Paramecium sonneborni is the source of this 225-nucleotide messenger RNA. NCBI's taxonomy places the organism in Eukaryota, Ciliophora, Oligohymenophorea, Peniculida, Parameciidae. The record is from the annotation of a GenBank genome assembly.